GCCUCCUCCACGGCUUCCCAUCCCCUCUGCCGCUCGGAGUGUGUGCCCGAGUGGGAGCGCCGGGCUGUGCGCGCGCGGCUCUCUGCCUCCCUCUCGCCCCGCCACGGCGCGUCCUCCCACUCUGCCCGCUCCCGCUCACUGUGCCCCUGCCCGGACUCGCACCUCGCCUGUGCCCUUCACUCGCUCUUCCGCGUGAUUUCCCCGCCGCCUUUCUCCACCAACUGGGAAUGCUAAAACGGGACUGAUGGACGUGUCAGAACUCUGCAUCCCGGACCCCCUCGGCUACCACAACCAGCUGCUGAACAGAAUGUCUGCAGACGACCGGCACCUGAGCUCCAGCUGCGGGUCCUUCAUCAAGACGGAGCCGUCCAGCCCGUCCUCGGGCAUCGACGCCCUCAGCCACCACAGCCCCAGUGGCUCGUCCGACGCCAGCGGUGGCUUCGGCCUGGCCCUGGGUGCCCACGCCAACGGUCUGGACUCGCCGCCCAUGUUUGCAGGCGCUGGGCUGGGAGGCACCCCGUGCCGCAAGAGCUACGAGGACUGUGCCAGCGGCAUCAUGGAGGACUCGGCCAUCAAGUGCGAGUACAUGCUUAACGCCAUCCCCAAGCGCCUGUGCCUCGUGUGUGGGGACAUUGCCUCUGGCUACCACUACGGUGUGGCCUCCUGCGAGGCCUGCAAGGCAUUCUUCAAGAGGACCAUCCAAGGGAACAUCGAGUACAGCUGCCCGGCCACCAACGAGUGUGAGAUCACGAAACGGAGGCGCAAGUCCUGCCAGGCCUGCCGCUUCAUGAAAUGCCUCAAAGUGGGGAUGCUGAAGGAAGGAGUGCGUCUCGACAGAGUGCGUGGAGGCCGCCAGAAAUACAAGCGACGGCUGGACUCGGAGAGCAGCCCCUACCUGAGCUUGCAGAUUUCCCCACCUGCUAAAAAGCCAUUGACCAAGAUCGUGUCGUACCUGCUGGUGGCUGAGCCGGACAAGCUCUACGCCAUGCCUCCCCCUGGCAUGCCCGAGGGGGACAUCAAGGCCCUGACCACUCUGUGUGACCUGGCAGAUAGGGAGCUUGUGGUCAUCAUUGGCUGGGCCAAGCACAUCCCAGGCUUCUCGAACCUCUCCCUGGGGGACCAGAUGAGCCUGCUGCAGAGUGCCUGGAUGGAGAUCCUCAUCCUGGGCAUCGUGUACCGUUCGCUGCCCUAUGACGACAAGCUGGUGUAUGCUGAGGACUACAUCAUGGACGAGGAGCACUCCCGCCUGGCCGGCCUGCUGGAGCUCUACCGGGCCAUCCUGCAGCUGGUACGCAGGUACAAGAAGCUCAAGGUGGAGAAGGAGGAGUUUGUGACGCUCAAGGCACUGGCCCUGGCCAACUCAGAUUCCAUGUACAUCGAGGAUCUGGAGGCAGUCCAGAAGCUGCAGGACCUGCUGCACGAGGCGCUGCAGGACUACGAGCUGAGCCAGCGCCACGAGGAGCCGCGGAGGACGGGCAAGCUGCUGCUGACGCUGCCCCUGCUGCGGCAGACGGCUGCCAAGGCCGUGCAGCACUUCUACAGCGUCAAACUGCAGGGCAAGGUGCCCAUGCACAAACUCUUCCUGGAGAUGCUGGAGGCCAAGGUCUGAUGGCCCGGCACGCGUACCGGCUCCUGCCCACGGACGGACACACAAACGGACGGACUGACCCAGAGACCUCCACAGCCACCAGCCUCGACCUUCAAGCCCUGUAUCAUGGCCACGAGCGGUCCCAGAGGAAGGGGUUUCUCGCCCCCAGCUGUGUGCGGAGUCCUGGGUGCCAUGGGGCGGGGGACCGGGAGGGGAGGGCAGGGCGUGGGCUCACCUGUAACUGGCUUUUUCUUUGGUAUGUUUUUCCUUCUCAUGGGCAGUGCGGAGGCCCAGCCAGGGCUGACUCCCCGAGACGGGAGACCACUGAGGAAGUGCCCCUUUCCCACCAAACCACCAACAGGCAGCGUGUCUGUUUCCUGACCCCACCCCACCCUGCCCUCCCCCACCGAGGGCCUGGGUGGGCAGUGCUCAGUGCCCAGGAUUCUGGCACACUCACGUUGGGUGCCACCUGGAGGUUUUCCUGUCCCAGGGGGCAGGCGCUUUCUUCCCUACCUCCUCUGAGGUUCUUUGGGGCCCCUCAAGAGGCCCUACACGUUCCACAGUCCAGACGGGCUCCCUUCCUCCAUCUUUCCGCUCAGCUCAGCACACACUCAGCUCCCAGCCAGGACUCACCAUCGGAAGAGUAGCCGCCAGCACUCACACGUUUUCCUGGGCGCCCCGCCCCUCAGCACACCUCCAC
This is a messenger RNA of Equus quagga, 2288 nucleotides long. It is a transcript of the gene ESRRB, whose product is annotated as estrogen related receptor beta. Lineage: Eukaryota; Metazoa; Chordata; Mammalia; Perissodactyla; Equidae. The record is from RefSeq and is a predicted model, not a curated record. Gene Ontology annotation, molecular function: nuclear steroid receptor activity; DNA-binding transcription factor activity; steroid binding. The transcript has 7 exons. Gene Ontology annotation, biological process: regulation of DNA-templated transcription. The coding region runs from base 245 to 1609 and encodes 454 amino acids. Gene Ontology annotation, cellular component: nucleus.